Didymosphaeria variabile is the source of this 732-nucleotide messenger RNA. RefSeq lists its product as uncharacterized. Bases 1 to 732 code for a protein of 243 amino acids. The record is from RefSeq and is a predicted model, not a curated record. Lineage: Eukaryota; Fungi; Ascomycota; Dothideomycetes; Pleosporales; Didymosphaeriaceae. The transcript is spliced from 2 exons.
AUGACUAUACUAACUGCACCAGCGAACGAUCUCGGCGCCAAUCGCGCAAUGCAGACUGACUUCGGAGAAGACCUCAAGCCCGGCCAGGAAGAGCUCACGUAUGCCAAAUCCAUGGAGAAGACAAAGGGCGUCGGAAUGAAGGAGAAUGUUGACCAGCUCGAGUCUUCACCAAUUGACAUCCCAGGUCUCAAAGCGAAGCGGUCCAUGAUCCCAGGCGCCGAGGACGAUAGCUUGUUGCGCAAUGGCUGCUUUGGGCAGCCCCCUAAGCCACCCUUUCAGCCUUUCUUCAAUUUCGACCUGGACUCUCGUACGCGCAGCCCAAAGUUCCGCCAUGCAACCGUCGCUGGGAAGCCGGAUCUCAAUAGCAAACUGGCCGCUACUACCAUCCUCUACAACGGCCAUCAGCAUCUUCCGUUAACACUGAAGAACAUCCGCCGUCUAUCCGUCCUUUGGAAAGGAUCUACACCUGUUGCAGACGUUGGCCUCUUCAUACGACUGAUCGUCAAUGAGGACAUCAAUAGCACGCACGCCGACCAUGUCCUUGAUGCUCUCGAGUUCGUUGGACACUAUUGCGAACACCUCGUCUUUGCAGGACCUAUCAAGGUCUCCGAGUUCAAGGACGUUUUCUAUCGGGAGGAGCUCGACAUCGGCACGGGAGAUGAUUGGGCUAGGAUGAUGGAGAAAUUCCCGAAUGUUCAGUCCAUCUCAUACGAGCAUCAUCUGAAGAUCUAA